AUGGAGUGUGUGUCUUUGGUGGAGUAUUUUGUGUUAGACCAAGGGGAAGAAAUUGGGCAUAUUAAACCGGAGAGGGGGCUGAGGCAAAGUGACCCAAUUUCCUCAUACUUGUUUAUCAUUGUGACAAAGGGGUUCAAUGCGAUGAUAAGAGACUAUGAGAGGAGUGGUAAACUUCAUGGUAUCUCAGUUGCAAGGAAUGCCCAGUUGAUUAGCCAUCUUUUCUUCGCAGAUGACAUCUUUAUUUUCUUCAAGGCUAAUGUAGAGGAAGCAAAAGAUUUGAGACACCUCCUCCAAGUGUAUGAGAAGGCAACUGGACAGUGUAUGAAUAUGGAAAAAUCUACUCUUGCAUCCAGUGGUAAUACAACUUUGGAUAUGAGGAAUAGGUUGGGGACUAUACUGCGGAUUCAACAAGGGAGUGGUAUGGGCAGGGAGAUAUUAAUGAAAACUGUCCUCCAAGCACAACCCACGUAUGCCAGAGGGGUUUUCUUAAUGCCCAAAGUUCUUGUUAAGGAGGUAGAGAAUGUUAUGAAUUCAUAUUGGUGGAAAGGUGGUGGAGGCAACAAUAGAGGCAUCAAUCGGAAGCCAGGGAAACAUUUAUACAUACCCAAAAAAUGGGGAGGUCUUGGCGUUAGGAAUCUCUAUGAAUUCAACCUCGCUCUUCUUUACAAACAGGCUUUGAGACUUUAUCAGAAUCCUGAUUCUCUAGUUUCUAAAGCUAGGGGGUUGUUUACUAAAUUCUUUCGUAAAUGGAAAUAG
Ipomoea nil (Japanese morning glory) is the source of this 756-nucleotide messenger RNA. RefSeq lists its product as uncharacterized. NCBI's taxonomy places the organism in Eukaryota, Viridiplantae, Streptophyta, Magnoliopsida, Solanales, Convolvulaceae. The coding region runs from base 1 to 756 and encodes 251 amino acids. The transcript has 3 exons. The record is from RefSeq and is a predicted model, not a curated record.